Dovyalis caffra is the source of this 1470-nucleotide messenger RNA. NCBI's taxonomy places the organism in Eukaryota, Viridiplantae, Streptophyta, Magnoliopsida, Malpighiales, Salicaceae. The record is from the annotation of a GenBank genome assembly.
AUGGUUGCAUGCCUUUCGUGCACUCUACCUGAUGCCCUUAUAUCCAGAAGAAGAAACCCGUUAUUGAGCUCUCGCUGUCACUCCAGUUUUAGAACUAACCCUAAGUUUGGUUCUCACGAAGCUCUCCUUUUACUCCAAAACUGCACCAAUUUCAAUCGUCUCAAGCUUGUCCAUGGUAAGAUCAUCCGCAAUGGCCUCUCUGCUAAUCAAUUACUUGUUAGAAAAUUGAUUCACCUCUGUUCUUCUUAUGGGAGAUUGGACUAUGCUACUCUACUUUUCCAUCUAGUUCAAGAACCCGAUACUUUUACUUGGAAUUUCAUGAUUAGGACAUACACUAUCAAUGGCUAUUCUCAGAAAGCUCUCCUUCUCUAUAACCUCAUGAGUCGCCAUGGCUUUCCUCCUGAUAAGUUCACUUUUCCUUUUGUUAUCAAGGCAUGUUUGGCAUCCUGUGAUAUUCGCAAGGGGAAGGAGGUCCAUGGCCUUGCUAUUAAAACUGGGUUUUCGAAGGAUAUGUUUUUGUACAACACUUUGAUGGAUCUUUAUUUUAGUUGCGGGGAUGUGGGGUAUGGACGCAAGAUGUUUGACAAAAUGCCUGUUCGAAAUGUGGUUUCGUGGACCACUCUGAUUGCAAGGCUUGUUGCUUGUGGAGAUCUGGAUGCUGCUCGACGGGCUUUUGAUCAAAUGCCAACACGAAAUGUUGUUUCCUGGACUGCAAUGAUUAAUGGGUAUGUUAGGAACCAACGACCUCAUGAAGCAUUUGAAUUGUUUUGGAGAAUGUUGCUUGCUAAUGUGAAGCCCAAUGAGUAUACGCUGGUUAAUUUGUUAAAGGCGAGUUCUGAGUUGGGGAGUCUUAAAUUGGGUAGAUGGCUUCAUGAUUAUGCACUCAAGAAGGGGUUUGAACUUGGGGUUUUCCUUGGGACUGCUCUUAUUGACAUGUAUAGCAAAUGUGGCAGUUUGGAUGAUGCCAGGCAAGUAUUUUGUGAGAUGCAAAUCAAGAGUUUAGCUACAUGGAAUACUAUGAUCACUAGCUUGGGGGUACAUGGAUUUGGGGAGGAGGCCCUUUCUCUUUUUGCAAAGAUGGAGGAGGCAAAUGUACGGCCAGAUGCUAUCACUUUUGUAGGUGUCUUAUGCGCUUGUGUACAGACCAACAAAGUAAGAGAGUGUGAUAUGUACUUCAAAUAUAUGAGAGAACACUACGGAAUAACUCCUGUUUUAGAACAUUAUACUUGUAUGAUUGAACUAUAUGGUCAUGCCAACUUGAUGAAUGCCCCGAACGAAUUAGCAAAGGGCAUGCCAAGGGAGCUGGAUGAUGAUUUAGCAGCAGCAUGGAUUAAGUCAAGUUUCAUUGAUGGUAUGGUUGACACGGAAAAUUCUUUCGAGCACCAUGGCAAAGAAAUACUCUGCUGGGAAACACAAACAGAACAUUUGUCCCGGUAUCAGCUUCAGUGCUUCAAAUGGGAUGUUGGUUGA